Messenger RNA from Lytechinus pictus (painted urchin), 6959 nucleotides. RefSeq lists its product as uncharacterized. The transcript has 9 exons. The record is from RefSeq and is a predicted model, not a curated record. NCBI's taxonomy places the organism in Eukaryota, Metazoa, Echinodermata, Echinoidea, Temnopleuroida, Toxopneustidae. The coding region runs from base 389 to 1708 and encodes 439 amino acids.
AUUUAGUGAUGGCAAUCAAACAACUGCCAAGUUCCAUCAAAUAGAUUUGGAGAAAGUUGCAGAUACUUUGGGGAAACCUGAGGAGAGGCUCCAGGACAUUUUGUCCACUGUUAAGGCCAUCACAGAGGACCUCAUUUAUAAUUGUGAGGACAGUGAGGACUCUGAAAGUUCUUUAGGUACCGGUAGUUCAACCAGUCUUGAGAGUGAAGCAAUCGAGCCGCGAACAAAGAAGAGGAAGAUCGAGGAAAAUACUACAGGAAAUGUGGAUGCACAAAUUGAAGAGAAAUGUAGAGGGAUAUCUGAGAUUGAACUGAAGAAACUUUGUGCUCCAGAAAGGGACGCUAAAAGAUAUGCAAGGAAGGAGAUAGUCGCGGCCAAGGAAUUCUUAAUGAGUCGGCAUUCAGACAUGGUCAUUCCUGUUUUAGAGAAGAGUGGAAAAUAUGAAGUUCUCGGUGGCAUGAGCUACAUCAAUGCAUCCAAAGAGCUGGUGGAUGAUGAAAGGUAUGGACAUCUUUCUCGUGGAUGGAGAUGCAGGGUUUAUCACAAUCUCAAUAGAAUUGAGGCGUUGAGAGUUGCAUCCCUGUUUAGAAUAGGUCAGCCGGUAGAAGAAGGUUUGAGCCUUCAGGAGGAGGUGGCAAUAUGCAGGAGCAUAUUAUAUAGCGACCAUGGCCUGGAAGUAGAUGCGCACCCACCCAAAAUGACUGCCCCUACCAGGAAGCAUUGCGCAGUAGCCCUGGGAAGAAGUGAUGCAAAGAAUUCUCUGAGGGCCCUUGAACCGACCUUCCAGUUGGCGAGCUAUUCAAGCAGAUGCUACGAAAAGGUGACGGAGCUUUUUAACUUAGUACAAGAAACAACUGGAAGGAACUUGAAACAAUUUUGUUUCAUGAAGCUUCAAGGUCUUGCAGAAGAAGAAAAGUAUAGGCUUCUUAUUCAAGCCUGCACCUCGCUCAAUGUGAAAGGAAUGAUGAAGGAGGCAGAGGCUUGCAAGGCCAAGAAGUACCUACAGAACUUUUUCACAAAAGGAGUUGGCACACUAACAUGGGCGGAGGCCAUGGCGAAACACCCUGCCCAUACGACAGAAGAAGCAAUGAAGCCGUAUAUCGGUCUAAAAUGGAAAAAAGGAAUGAUCCCCGAGGCAUUCUUAGAUCACAUCAAUAGUGCAAAGCGAUCACUAGAUCGAGAUCGUCCUACUGAUUCCAUCCCAGCCCUUGCAAUUCACGAAAUAAACACAGAUAGGCCUGGAACGAAUGCACCUAAUGCGAGAACAGUGAUCCAUCUUGCAACGGAUAUCAAAUCCCUAAAUGGAAUUGUCAACUCCUCAAAUGAUGUGCAUAUGGUACACAUCAUUGUCUCAGAGCCUGAAGAUCUUCAAGAAAUAAAUCACCAUGUGGCUGUGAUGUAUGCAGCUGUGGAGUCAAGGAUGAGAGGCCCAAAUUUGCUGUGCAUGAGGAAAAAAGAGGACAUCUUCGAACAUGCCAUCAGAUACUACACCUGUAGAGAUGAGUAUGUUGUCGAUGUUGGAGACGGUGUAUUAGCAACAGUUGCUCUAUCUUGUGGCCGAAGGACCUGCACUCCCGACGCAUUUGAUACUCCGGAUACUUUGGUGGAUGACACUCCUGCUACUAUAGACCCAUCAGAAGUGGAGUGGAUGCUUGAUGAACCUUCACACAUCUCUGACUCAGAAUUAAUUGAAUUUGAUUCUGUCUAAUGUUUGUUUUUUAAAGAUUUGUUAGCACAUGUAUUUGCUGCACUAGGAAUAUUUCAUUUUCUUUUGUUGGGUAGCAAAAACUGGGUGUAUUGUUUAUAUGUAUUUAUGGGUUAACCCAGGGAUGCCAAUCGUCCCGGUUUUGCCAUAUUUUUUCAUGGAUAGGCACAUAUCACUCCGCAAAUCUCCCACUCAUUUGUGACGCCACAUAGGUGAUCUGCAGCCAUCUUGCAUCAUACAAAGCACAAGGCUGCCGUAAUUAUCAUUUCAAUAUUAUGCACACUGCUAUGCAUUUCGUGGUAGCAAGAUGGUGGAUAAUCGUGUUCGAGACGUGCGCAAUAUCCAUUCAAGCAAGUAAGACUUCUGUGGUUGAAGCGUGCAAAAUUUGAGCGCGGUACAUCCAUACCUGUCCUGGACUCCUGGCCUAGCGGCGCCGGAGGGGGCAUUAAGCGUUGCCCCUGUCCGUCCGUCUGUACCCCACUUGGUUUCCGUGCAAUUACUUGUAAAGUAUUUAAUGGAUUUAAAAAAAAAUUGGUGUGGAGGUAGAUGGCACCAAGAUACAGAAUAAGUUUGAAUUUGGAGUCCGCAGGGCAAAGGUCACAGCUCAUUAAACUUGCGAGUUGGUUUCUGCGUGAUAACUUGUGAAAUAUUCAACGGAUGAAAAAAUUUCAGUGUGUAGGUAGAUGACACCGAAAUACAGGCUAAAUUAGAAUUCGGAGUUGGCAGGUCGAAGUUCAAAGGUCACAGCUGAUUAAAUAUGCGAGUUGGUUUCUGCAUGAUAACUUCUGAAAUAUUGAACGGAUUUAAAAAUUUAUGGUGUGCAGGUAGAUGACACCAAAAUAGAGGCCAAGUUCGAAUUUGGAAUCCGCAGGUCGAAGGUCAAAGCUCAUUUGAUAUGCGAGUUGGUUUCCACAUGAUAACUUAUGAAAUAUUGAACGGAUUACCAAAAAAUUUGGCUAGUAGGUAGAUUUCACCAAAAUACAGUCUAAGUUUGAAUUCAGAGUCCGCAGGUCAAAGGUCACAGGUCAUUGAAUAUGCGAGUUGGUUUCUGCAUGACAACUUAGGAAUAAUUCAAUGGAUUGAGAAAAAAUUUGGGUGUGUAGGUAGAUGACACCAAGAUACAGAAUAAGUUUGAAUUUGGAGUCCGCAUGGCAAAGGUCACAGCUCAUUAAAUAUGCAAGUUGGUUUCUGCAUGACAACUUAGGAAUAAUUCAAUGGAUUGAGAAAAAAUUUGGGUGUGUAGGUAGAUGACACCAAGAUACAGUCUAAGUUUGAAUUCAGAGUCCGCAGGUCAAAGGUCAUAGCUCAUUAAAUAUGCAAGUUGAUUUCUGCAUAAUAACUUAUGAAAUAUUCAACAGAUUAAAACAAAUGUUGGUGUGUAGGUAGAUGACACCAAAAUACAGGCCAAGUUCGAAUACGGAGUCUGCUGGUCAAGCUCAAAGGUCACGGCUCAUUAAAUAUACAAGUUGGUUCCCCAUGAUAACUUUGGAAAUAUUAACUAGAUAUUGAAAAUGUUAAGUGUGUCACCAAAAUGCAGUCAGGUCACAUCUAAUGACUUAAAUGUCAUAUCUUCUGUCAGAGAUAAUUAUGGAAAGGUUUAGUCUUUAAGUCAAAGGUCUAAAUGUUCAUUAUAUAUAUGCAGUUUGGUUUCGAUAUUAAGUCCAAUCAUAUUGAACGAUUUUCUGAUAAGUCAUUAUACUGCUGCUGAAUUAAAUAACACAAUACAGGCUAGAGGUGUUCAACUUGUAAUGGAGUGAGUGAUUUUGUGCAUUUGUGUGCAUUUUUGCCCAUUUUCGUGCGAAACUUUGCUGCAUCGCUAUGUGUUACUGAUGUAUUAAUGGCAAAUUGUUACUGACAACCAUCCUGGAGGGUAGGCAUCUCUGUUAACCUUAUGAAGCAAACUUUCUUUUAACAAUUCUUGUUGCAAUGCAUAGAAGCUAUAAGGGGUAAUUGGUCUACUAAAAAAUGAAUGAGGGUAUAAACUGUCAUAAACUUCUUGCUAAGUGGGAUAAACUUAUAUUUCAAAUUUUGAUUUUAAUAGGCUUUCUAUCUCAUAAUGGAUACCUAACGAUGUAUAAACUAACUGGUUUCAAUGUCCAGGUAUAAUGUUAUACCACAAACUAUCUAGUUUCAAUUAUACGACAACCUUAAGAAGUACAUUGCAGAGUAUCAUACAGCCGUACUUUAACAAAAGGAAGCAAGUAACAAAAGUAUGAUUUGUUGAAAAUGAGUAAUGUGUGUUCAUCAUUUAAAUAGGCGUCAAUGCAAUUUAACGCAUAUUUUCUUCAGUAUCUUUCAUAAAAAAAUCACUUCUCCACCAAAUUUUGCCUGAACCUGCAACAUACAAAGGGUGUUUCAGAAACAACAAUAACUCAAAUUUGAUUGAUGUGUCACUUGCUUCCUUUUGCCGAAGUUGGGCAGCAUACAGGUAUAGGCUUAUCCUUUUGAUUUUUAUUACCUCAUACAUUGCAGAGUAUCCUACAGGUACAAGCUUAUCCCGUUUGAUUUGCAUUGCCUCAUACAUUGCAGAGUAUCAUACAGGUAUAAGCUUAUCCCUUUUGAUUUUUAUUACCUCAUACAUUGCAGAGUAUCCUACAUGUAUAAGCUUAUCCCGUUUGAUUUGUAUUGCCUCAUACACUGCAGAGUAUCAUGCAGGUAUAAGCUUAUCCCUUUUGAUUUGUAUUGCCUCAUACAUUGCAGAGUAUCAUACAGGUAUAAGCUUAUCCCUUUUGAUUUGUAUUGCCUCAGGCAUUGCAGAGUAUCAUACAAGUAUAAGCUUAUCCCUUUUGAUUUGUAUUGCCUCAUACAUUGCAGAAUAUCAUACAUGUAUAAGCUUAUCCCUUUUGAUUUUUAUUACCUCAUACAUUGCAGAGUAUCAUAUUGGUAUAAGCUUAUUCCUUUUGAUUUGUAUUGCCUCAUACAUUGCAGAGUAUCAUACAGGUAUAAGCUUAUCCAUUUUGAUUUGUAUUGCCUCAGGCAUUGCAGAGUAUCAUACAAGUAUAAGCUUAUCCCUUUUGAUUUGUAUUGCCUCAUACAUUGCAGAAUAUCAUACAUGUAUAAGCUUAUCCCUUUUGAUUUUUAUUACCUCAUACAUUGCAGAGUAUCAUAUUGGUAUAAGCUUAUCCCUUUUGAUUUGUAUUGCCUCAUUACAUUACAGAGUAUCAUACAGGUAUAAGCUUAUCCCUUUUGAUUUAUAUUGCCUCAUACAUUGCAGAGUACCCUACAGGUAUAAGCUUAUCCCAUUUGAUUUGUAUUGCCUCAUGCAUUGCAGAGUAUCAUACAGGUAUAAGCUUAUCCUUUUGAUUUGUAUUGCAUCAUACAUUGCAGAGUAUCUCACAGGGAUAAGCUUAUCCCAUUUGAUUUGUAUUGCUUCAUACAUUGCAGAGUAUCCUACAGGUAUAAGCUUAUCCCAUUUGAUUUGUAUUGCCUCAUGCAUUGCAGAGUAUCCUACGGGUAUAAGCUUAUCCCUUUUGAUUUGUAUUACCUCAUACAUUGCAGAGUAUCACACAGGGAUAAGCUUAUCCCAUUUGAUUUGUAUUGCGUCAUACAUUGCAGAGUACCCUACAGGUAUAAGCUUAUCCCUUUUGAUUUUUAUUACCUCAUACAUUGCAGAGUAUCCUACAGGUAUAAGCUUAUCCCUUUUGAUUUGUAUUACCUCAUACAUUACAGAGUAUCCUACAGGUAUAAGCUUAUCCCUUUUGAUUUAUAUUGCCUCAUACAUUGCAGAGUACCCUACAGGUAUAAGCUUAUCCCAUUUGAUUUGUAUUGCCUCAUGCAUUGCAGAGUAUCAUACAGGUAUAAGCUUAUCCUUUUAAUUUGUAUUGCGUCAUACAUUGCAGAGUAUCUCACAGGGAUAAGCUUAUCCCAUUUGAUUUGUAUUGCGUCAUACAUUGCAGAGUAUCCUACAGGUAUAAGCUUAUCCCUUUUGAUUUUUAUUACCUCAUACAUUGCAGAGUAUCCUACAGGUAUAAGCUUAUCCCUUUUGAUUUGUAUUACCUCAUACAUUGCAGAGUAUCAUAGAGGUAUAAGCUUAUCCCCUUUGAUUUGUAUUGCCUCAUACAUUGCAGAGUAUCAUAGAGGUAUAAGCUUAUCCCUUUUGAUUUGUAUUGCCUCAUACUUUGUAGAGUAUCAUACAGGUAUAAGCUUAUCCCUUUUGAUUUUUAUUACCUCAUACAUUGCAGAGUAUCCUACAGGUAUAAGCUUAUCCCUUUUGAUUUGUAUUGCCUCAUACAUUGCAGAGUAUCAUAGAGGUAUAAGCUUAUCCCAUUUGAUUUGUAUUGCACAUACAUUGCGGAGUAUCCUACAGGUAUAAGCUUAUCCCUUUUGAUUUGUGUUACCUCAUACAUUGCAGAGUAUCCUACAGGUAUAAGCUUAUCCCUUUUGAUUUGUAUUACCUCAUGCAUUGCAGAGUAUCCUACAGGUAUAAGCUUAUACCUUUUGAUUUUUAUUACCUCAUACAUUGCAGAGUAUCAUACAGGUAUAAGCUUAUCCCUUUUGAUUUUUAUUACCUCAUACAUUGCAGAGUAUCCUACAGGUAUAAGCUUAUCCCUUUUGAUUUGUAUUACCUCAUGCAUUGCAGAGUAUCCUACAGGUAUAAGCUUAUCCCUUUUGAUUUGUAUUGCACAUACAUUGCAGAGUAUCCUACAGGUAUAAGCUUAUCCCAUUUGAUUUGUAUUGCACAUACAUUGCGGAGUAUCCUACAGGUAUAAGCUUAUCCCUUUUGAUUUGUGUUACCUCAUACAUUGCAGAGUAUCCUACAGGUAUAAGCUUAUCCCUUUUGAUUUGUAUUACCUCAUACAUUGCAGAGUAUCCUACAGGUAUAGGCUUAUCCCAUUUGAUUUGUAUUGCACAUACAUUGCGGAGUAUCCUACAGGUAUAAGCUUAUCCCUUUUGAUUUGUGUUACCUCAUACAUUGCAGAGUAUCCUACAGGUAUAAGCUUAUCCCUUUUGAUUUGUAUUACCUCAUACAUUGCAGAGUAUCCUACAGGUAUAAGCUUAUCCAUUUCGAUUUGCAUUGCCUCAUACAUUGCAGAGUAUCAAACAGGUAUAAGCUUAUCCAUUUUUAUUUGCAUUGCCUCAUACAUUGCAGAGUAUCAAACAGGUAUAAGCUUAUCCCUUUGAUUUGUAUUGCCUCAUACAUUUUAGAGUAUCAUACAGGUAUAAGCUCAAUGAUAUCCAAUUGUAUUUAUUGUUGAAUAGUUGUUAAGUUCUCUUUGGAUUUGUUUUGUGAAAUAAAUCAUAUAUUUUAAAUCGA